Mauremys reevesii (Reeves's turtle) is the source of this 11968-nucleotide messenger RNA. It is a transcript of the gene LRRC7, whose product is annotated as leucine rich repeat containing 7. Gene Ontology annotation, cellular component: postsynaptic density; postsynaptic membrane; adherens junction. Gene Ontology annotation, biological process: neurotransmitter receptor transport postsynaptic membrane to endosome; neurotransmitter receptor transport, endosome to postsynaptic membrane. The coding region runs from base 1162 to 5538 and encodes 1458 amino acids. The record is from RefSeq and is a predicted model, not a curated record. The transcript is spliced from 26 exons. NCBI's taxonomy places the organism in Eukaryota, Metazoa, Chordata, Testudines, Geoemydidae. Gene Ontology annotation, molecular function: protein binding.
CUCCCAGCGCAGCCUCGGGCUAAACGCGCGCGAGGAGGCGGGCGCAGCCUGCCCGUUAGAGCAACGGCAGCCGCUCGAGCUCUGACGCGGAUCUUGUGGGGGCGGGAGGGGCUGGCGGCGACAGCUGCUGAGCACUGGGGCUUCUCCCGUUGACUCAGCCCUGGCAGGAGGCUGCUGCCGCCCGUGCACCUCCUGCGCCGGAGAGCUGGCUCUGGGCACUGCUCCCUCAAGCCAGCGCCUGCUGCUUUGCCCGCUCCUCCCGGGCUGUGCCGGGCGCAGGGUCCCGCAGCCCGCCUGCCGCGGGAAGAGCGCUGCCGUACACGGUGGUUUCCUAUCGAGGUGGUUUUGCUGGUCCCUGUGAACCGCCCGCCAACGUCUGUCGCUGUCCAGCCGCGGUGACCCCCGGCGGCGUUACGAGAAGGGGGGGGGCAGGUUGGCGAGCUUGGCAGGAGUAGCCACAUGCAUCUCCUCGUCUGCAACGACUGCACCUGCGAGUGAAUGAAGCUGCUGCACUGAGGAGGGCCGAGAAAGACACGCAGCGGCUCCAGGGGUCCUGAUCAUCUCGCGGGUCUCGGCCUCCCCGCGCCUUAACCUCCCAAACCCGCUCCAUGCGGGAGCCGAAGAGGAUCUCCCCGCAUGCCCUUGUGGAGGCCCACUUCUACACCCCCCACUGACAGGUACUGUGGGGCGGGGGCAGCCUGGCCCCUCUGUGUGCGUGUGUCUCCUCUCGCCUUCUCUUCCCAGGGAUUUAUUGGAUGAAGAUUUUUAUUCUUUUUUUUUUUUGGUUGGUUGGUUGCUGGUCGGUCUGUGGGGUGGGAAAGGAGAGAGACUUCAGCUGACACGGUGCCUGUGCUCCAGAGCUUCCCUGGCGUUACUCUCUGCCUCGUGGGGAAAUAUCCAGCUGUUCAUCUGAAGGGCAUUUACAUCAUGGUUUAGCGAGGGAUCUCCCACGAAAAAACUCCCCCUCCCCUUUUCUCUAGCUCCUUCCCCCCCCCCCAAACAACGGACCCAAAACCUUAGGAAUAACCAUUCCAGCUGCUUAUCUCCGGGCAGCGGAGACUGAUGGACAGUUCCUCCACUCUGCAAUGAACGCACUACGUGAAAAACCUCGAGUCAGAAUGAUCGCUACCUAGACAUCUGCAGCUACAGGAACUAUUAGCAAUGCAGUGUUUGGAGAUGACAACCAAAAGGAAAAUUAUUGGCCGUCUGGUGCCAUGCCGAUGUUUCCGGGGUGAAGAGGAAAUCAUCUCAGUGCUAGAUUACUCCCAUUGCAGCCUACAGCAGGUGCCAAAGGAGGUUUUUAACUUAGAACGGACAUUAGAGGAGCUUUACCUAGAUGCCAAUCAAAUUGAAGAUCUGCCUAAGCAAUUGUUCAACUGUCAAGCUCUACGUAAACUGAGUAUACCAGACAACGACCUUUCAAGCCUGCCAACCUCUAUUGCUAGUUUAGUUAAUCUCAAGGAACUUGACAUCAGUAAAAAUGGGAUUCAAGAUUUUCCAGAAACUAUAAAGUGCUGUAAGUGUUUAACAAUUAUUGAAGCCAGUGUCAAUCCAAUUUCUAAGCUGCCAGAUGGUUUCACGCAGCUUCUAAACUUGACCCAGCUCUACCUAAAUGAUGCCUUUCUGGAGUUUCUUCCAGCUAACUUUGGAAGACUUGUCAAAUUGCGUAUCUUGGAGUUAAGAGAAAAUCAUUUGAAAACUCUACCAAAGUCAAUGCACAAACUGACACAGCUGGAGAGGCUUGACCUAGGCAAUAAUGAGUUCUCUGAGCUGCCUGAGGUUCUGGAACAAAUACAAAACCUAAAGGAAUUGUGGAUGGACAAUAAUUCACUUCAGAUGCUGCCUGGGUCUAUAGGGAAGUUAAAGCAGUUGGUGUACCUGGAUAUGUCAAAAAACAGGAUAGAAACUAUUGACUUGGAUGUAUCAGGAUGUGAAGCACUUGAAGAUCUCCUAUUGUCAUCCAAUAUGUUACAACAACUGCCAGACUCUCUAGGAUUGUUGAAAAGGCUUACAACACUAAAAGUAGAUGACAAUCAGCUUACAGUACUGCCCAAUGCAAUUGGAAAUUUAUCUCUAUUAGAAGAAUUUGACUGCAGCUGUAAUGAACUGGAGUCCCUACCUUCUACCAUUGGUUACCUUCAUAGCCUGCGGACAUUAGCUGUGGAUGAGAAUUUCCUGUCUGAAUUGCCUAGAGAAAUCGGAAGCUGUAAGAAUGUAACAGUUAUGUCCCUGCGCUCUAACAAGCUAGAAUUUCUUCCUGAUGAGAUUGGUCAGAUGCAGAAGCUGAGAGUGUUAAAUCUGAGUGAUAACAGACUGAAGAAUUUACCAUUCACUUUUACUAAGCUUAAAGAACUUGCAGCUUUGUGGCUAUCUGACAACCAGUCCAAGGCCCUUAUCCCUCUGCAAACUGAGGCCCAUCCAGAAACAAAGCAAAGAGUACUGACUAACUACAUGUUUCCCCAGCAACCCCGCGGUGAUGAAGAUUUCCAGUCAGACAGCGAUAGCUUUAACCCUACUUUAUGGGAGGAGCAGCGACAGCAGCGGAUGACUGUAGCCUUUGAAUUUGAAGAAAAAAAGGAAGAGGAGGAAAAUGCAGGAAAAGUUAAGGUUGAAAUAAAUCUAAAACGUUAUCCAACUCCAUACCCAGAAGAUUUAAAGAACAUGGUAAAAUCUGUACAAAAUCUGGUGGGCAAAACAAGCCAUGGAGUGAGGCCUGAGAACUCAACACCAGCUGCCAACAGUGAGCAAAUUAUGAAAGAAAAGUAUGAGCACAAGUGGCCUAUGGCAACAAAGGAGAUUUCAGUGGAGGAUUCCUUUGGACACCCUGCUAAUGACAUGAGGAUAGGAGAACUUCGCCCUUCAAUGGCUGAGGCUCCCUUGUACCAACCCAAACUUGUUCUUCUGGGUAAAGAAAAGAAAGAAUCAACAGAUGAAUCUGAAGCAGAUAAAAUCCACUGUCUCAAUAACAGUGUUUCCUCAGGCACUUACUCAGACUACUCACCUUCCCAAGCUUCCUCAGGGUCCUCUAAUGCUCGUGUUAAAAUGGGGUCCUUGCAAACAACUGCCAAAGAAGCAGUGAAUAAUUCUCUGUGGGGUAACAGGCUUGUGCAGUCUUUUCCACAGCCUCUGGAGACAAAGCCAUUACUCAGCCAGCUAGAGUCUGCUCCAGUGGGAAAUCUGCAGCAGCGCAAUGAUAGGCAUCCAAUGAGUGACACUUUUGCUGACAGCUGGAAUGAUACCCCACACUAUGAUAACACAGGGUUUGUUGCAGAGGAGAGCACAGUGGAGAAUCCUAGCACUAACCCUCUCUUAUGCGCUAAAUCUAGAAGCACAUCUGCUCAUGGACGUAGGCCUUUAAUUAGACAAGACAGGAUAGUUGGCAUUCCCCUGGAACUUGAACAGCCUACACUCAGAAACGCACCUGAAUCAGAAGUGCCUCCUUCCAAUCCUUGGCAGAAUUGGACCAGAACUCCAAGUCCUUUUGAAGAUAGGACAGCUUUUCCUUCUAAACUGGAGAGCACCCCCACCACCAGCCCUUUGCCUGAAAGGAAAGAUCAUAUCAAAGAAUCUCCUGAAGCAGCUAGCACUUUUUCUCCAGGAGUAGCCUGGGAGUAUCAUGAUUCAAAUGCUAACAGAAGUCUUAGUAAUGUCUUUUCACAUAUUCAUUGCCGUCCAGAGUCUUCUAAAAGUGUUAUUGCAAUGAGCAAGAGUACAGAGAGGCUUUCCCCAAUGAUGAGAGAUUUAAAAACUAGUAAAUUUAAGAAGUCACAAAGUAUUGAUGAGAUAGACAUUGGUACAUAUAAAGUUUAUAAUAUUCCAUUAGAAAACUAUGCAUCCCGUAAUGACAAUGCAGGAACCCAUGAAAGACUAGAUAAAAUGAUAGGGCAGGAGCAUGGUAUGUCUAGUAUGUCUCGUAGCCAGUCUGUACCAAUGCUAGAUGAUGAGUUGCUGAGUUAUGGAAGUGUUAAGGUACAGCAGCAGCAAAAGCCUUCUGUUACCAAAAAAGUCUAUCAGUUUGACCAAAGCUUCAACCCUCAAGGAGCAGUGGAAGUUAAAGCAGAAAAGAGGAUACCACCACCUUUUCAACACAAUCCAGAAUAUGUUCCCCAGCAGAGUAAAAACAUUGCCAAGGAUUUGGUUAGUCCAAGAGCCUAUAGAGGCUAUCCCCCCAUGGAGCACAUGUUUUCAUUCUCUCAGCCUUCAGUUAAUGAGGAGGCUGUUAAUGCUCAAUUCUCAACCCAGGGAUCAAGGUCAGGAUUUUUGAGAAGAGCUGAUUCAUUGGCAAGCUCCACUGAAAUGUAUAGAAGAGUAAGCGAACCUCACGAACUGCCUCAGAGUGAUAGGUAUAGCAGACCUCAGUAUAGAGCAGCUAUGGAACGCCAAAGCAGUAUCUCAGUGUCUGAAACCCAGUUCCUCAAAAGAAAUGGCAGGUAUGAAGAUGAACACCCUUCAUAUCAAGAAGUGAAAGCCCAGUCUGGAAGUUUUCCAGUUAAAAACCUUACACAAAGGAGGCCAUUGUCUGCAAGAAGCUACAGUACAGAGAGUUAUGGUACAUCUCAGACUAGGCCAGUUUCAGCUCGGCCUACAAUGGCAGCUCUAUUGGAAAAGAUACCAUCGGACUAUAACUUGGGUAACUAUGGUGACAAGCCUUCAGAUAACAGUGAUAUAAAGACAAGGCCUACCCCUGUGAAGGGAAAUGAGAGCUGUGCUAAAAUGCCUGCAGACUGGAGACAACAGCUACUUAGACAUAUAGAAGCUAGAAGGUUAGACAGGACCGCUGCUUACAAACACCACACUGUUAACCUUGGCAUGCUGCACUCUGGAAGUUUGUCAGCAAUGCAUGCAGGCAGAAGCAUGACUUUAAACUUGCAGACUAGAUCUAAAUUUGAAAACCAAAUUCAGCAAGAGCUACCUCUACCAAAAACCCCAUCACAGCAGAGCAAUAUCCUAGACAACGGACAAGAAGAUGUUUCUGCUAGUAGCCAAUGGAAUCCAUAUCCACUUGGAAGGCGGGAUGUGCCACCAGAAACCAUUACUAAAAAGGCAGGUAGCCAUAUCCAGACUUUGAUGGGAUCUCAAAGCCUACAACAUCGGAGUCGAGAGCAGCAAUAUGAGGGAAACAUGAAUAAAGUGACCAUUCAGCAGUUUCAGUCACCACUGCCAAUUCAGAUCCCUUCUUCGCAGAGCUCUCGGGCACCUCAGGCGGGGCGGUGCUUAAUUCAAACCAAAGGGCAGAGGAGUAUGGAUGGUUAUCAGGAGCAGUUUUGUGUGAGAAUAGAAAAGAAUCCUGGCCUUGGAUUUAGUAUCAGUGGUGGAAUAAGUGGACAAGGAAAUCCAUUCAAACCUUCUGAUAAGGGUAUCUUUGUUACUAGGGUUCAGCCUGAUGGACCAGCAUCCAGCCUGCUCCAGCCUGGUGAUAAAAUCCUUAAGGCAAAUGGACACAGUUUUGUACAUAUGGAACAUGAGAAAGCUGUAUUACUACUGAAGAGUUUCCAGACUACAGUAGACCUAGUUAUUCAACGUGAGCUUACUGUCUAAGUAUUUUUUAUAAAUAGUAAACAUAUGUCUAGCCAGAUCUAAUGUUCAAACAGAAAUUUAUACAUAGGAAACAAAUUUUGCCAAUUGCUGGACCAAUGGCAAACAUUAGUGCCAAAUGUAUAAUACUAUAUGUUAGUACUGCGCCUCUUGAAAAAUGUUAACUAUAUAAAUAUGAUGUUCAUGUGGUUAUGUAUUAGUUUUAAUUGUCAGCCUCUGGCUGUGCAUUGGUGCAGUUUCUUUUUUAAUCAAGUUACUUCUCAAAGUGGAUUUCAUAAACUUCAGAACACAGAAGCACACACAAGCUCUUUAUGAAUUCUGCUGUCCAUCAAAAAUACUGCCUCAAAGUUGUAUAUAUCUUUAUAAAGAAAAACAUAUGAGUUGUAAUUCCCAUAAAAUAUUUCUAUCACCAGUGCUAUACUAAAAGAAAGAUUAUAGAGAAAAAAUAUUUUCAUAGACACCACUAAGAAAGUAAAUAUUAAAUUUGAACUUUAGUGUGUUGAUUUUUUUCAGUGAAAAUAUAUAUGCCUUAUAGAAGUAACUGUACAAGUACAGUGGUUAGUGCUGAGUCCAUACUAAUUAGCUGAAUUAUUGCAAUACAGGGUGAAAUACUUCAUAAAUUAUACUUUCAAGCCUGGGACCUAAACAUAAUAGUCUAGGCAAAAUUAAUUGCUUUUGUCUGAGCCUUUUAUCUGAUUACAUGUUGAAACAGACACGAUAAUUUCAGAUAGUGUUGUUUCUCAAAUAAAAGCAGUGAGUGGUGGGUGGCAGGAAAACCUAAUGCUGAAUUUUUUUAAUAUAUUUAAAAUGAUAGAACCCUUUCAAUAAACUUUGAUUCCCAAUCCUCCCACCAGACUAUAAUACCCCUGAGUAAGGAGGGCCAAAGCUAGCCCUUUGUGGGUAGCAGGCCCAUUGAAAUCAGUGGGACAAUACAUCGCUAGUAAGACUAGAUAACAUUUAAAAGAGUUUCUCUCUGAGGUGUGCUAUAUAAAUACCAGUAGGUAAAUCUCAGUGCAGUUCUAAGGGGAUGGGAACAGACACAGCACAAAACUACAUUACAUUGGUGUUAUUUCAGUAAUCCAAGCUUUAGUAAUUCCUACAGCUGACAGCAUGGAAAAUUAAUUUCUGUGCCAUGGAUGAGUCGACAUAUAUUAGGUAAAUCCUGUUUCCAUUGAAGUCAAUGGUAAAAAAUUGUAACUGCUAAUGGCAGCAGGAAUGAGCCCCUUAUGAGAGUUUUUGAAGGAAAUAAAUUGAGUAUUCUGAAUUGGUUUUUAUUAAAUUUGAACAUUUUUAAAAAAACACAGAUCACCUGAAUUGUGGCUAGUGUAGAUUUUAAAAGUUACUAUCAAGAACUUUUUAGUUAAUUUGAGGUGCUUCUCUAUUAUGUAAUGCUGCCAGACCCCAGUUGUCAACCGGCAGGAUUGAACAGGGGACCUUUGGAGCUUAGUGCAUGAGCCUCUACUGCAUGAGCUAAAAGCCAACUGGCUAGUAGCUAAGGCUGUAGAGCAGUCUGUCUGUCUGUCCCCCUGCCGAUGCCACUAGAUGGGACAGAACAUCACCCCCAAGAGGUAUGUGGGUUACACUUACACUAACUAAAGUUUUCCCUCUCCCCUCUGAUUCAUUUACGUAUUGAUUAGUUUAAUUGAAAUAUAUAAUUAAACAGCUUUUUUUUAAUAUAUAUGUCAGUUUAUGUAAUGUUCUGUCUACUAUAUGGUCUUCUGUUGCUCAUUAGAUAUUUGAGGUGGGGCUUGUUCCCUGAUGAAUGUUUUGAAUUGUCUUAUUUGGAUUUCAUUUAUUUUCAGCUGGCAUUUGGCAGCUGUUGCAAUGUGACAAUACGGCUGGUGAUUUGGUCAGUCAGCUUCAUCACAAUGACAAAUUGUGGUUCUGAGGCAACUGGGGACUUUGGGUGCAUGGGAAUGCAGGGUUAGGCUUUUUGUUUGUAUUUACACGUUUCCUGGUUUUAAAAUGGUGACUGUUCACAUCCCCUUUAUUGUUUGCUUUCCACAAACAUGAAUGAUUACAUGUCUUACUGCAAAACUGGAAAGUUUAUUCCAAACCUGCACGUGUAAGUUCUCACAGAAAACAAAUGUUUGUUUUGUACAAGUCCUCACACUGGAAGUGCUGCUGCACACAUCCAUUCAGGAGGCAAAAAUAAUAUCGUGUAACUUAUCUGACUACAGCUGAUCCAUACAGCUCUAAUUUUAAAUAUUUACACCCAAAUAGUUUGAAUUUAGUUAUUCUUUCACUGAGAGUAUAGAGAUUUCAAAUUCCUCUAUGCGAAGAUAUUCAGCAAAUAAAUUCAAAUGAGUUAUUCAGUUAUUUGUGUUAGCCUGGCGUGCAGGAAUGCAGCAUCUUUAACAGUGUACAGACGCUCCCCAGGUUACGCAAACCCAACUUAUGCAAACCCGCACUUACGAAAAAAGGUCUGUACGUGGGGGUUUUUUGUUUGUUUGUUUUUGUUUUGCGUAAUUGUCAGGUAUAUGUCCUCAACUUACGCAACAUUCGACUUAUGCAAGGUGUUCCAGAACAGAAUGUUUGCAUAAGUCGGAGAGUGUCUGUAACAGCUGCAUAAUUGCAGAGUCCAUUAGUCAAAUUGUCAGCAUCAUCAGCUAUCCCUUUUGUAAUAAAACAGUCACGAGAUGCUCACAUCCAUUCUUUACAUGCAGAAAUUCACUCCAUGUAAACACACUAAAUGGAAUAUGUUCUGUGGGAAUUUCAUUGUAAUUUAUUUGCAUAGCUCAAAUAUUUCCCUUGACUUUUGCUUCUGGCAAGAAAACCGAGUAACUAAAAAGUUAGUUUUGAGUCAUGCUGUAACAUUGCCUACUACAUCCCUCCUCUAAGCAAAACUAGAAGACAGAAUCCUGAAGCAUGUUACAAAAUUAAAUAUUGUAUUUAUAUAGCACCAAGAUAUGGUCGGCUUUUUUACAGAGACAAGUGGGAUGACAAGGGUUCUGCCCUAGGGAGCCUACAAACUACAUAGACAACAUAUUGAAGAAAGAUGUAAUAUAACAAAAGCCAAGUGAUCUUUAGUGUGUUGUGUUUGUGCCACAUUUGUUCUGAUGGAUUUUUUAUUACAUACACAGAUUAUGCCAAUGUGGUUUGUAAGCCUGAGUGUUACAAGAUACAAGUAGUUUUUUUUUCUCCAUUAUAUAGUCAGACAUUAACUUCCCCCUUAAUUAAUGAAGUCUUUGUUGGGAAUAAAACCAGACAUUCCAGUGGAACCUCUGUCACAUUUAAGGCCUAAUGCUGCAGAUUUUGGAGUCAACGGAAGCUUGGUUAAGUAAAAGAGCUCUUGGUAAGUGAGCAGGAGUUCAGGCUUUUCAUUCAGACAGUAGUUGCGCUUCAAGAUGCGUCUUCCCCACCCCAACCCCCCAAAAGCAAGCAUGAUUCUCUUUGUAGUUUGUUGUAUUUAUAUACAAAUUGGCAGAGGGGAUGCUCAUAUUUUGAGCAAUGAAGGAAGUCUUCAUUGUGGCUAAUUAGUAUGUGGUGUUCUUGUUUUGAUAUAACACACCUUUUGUCUUUUCUGGAGCGAUUCAAUAGAUGCAGUUAGGAAGUCACAUAUUAUGUGCAUGGAUACCUUGAUUCAGCUAUCUUGUUAAACUUGAGAUUCUAGGGCAGGUGCUGGCAGCAGAUGAAUAGCAUAUAUAUGACGUGGCACGCUGGAGUAUAUUCCAUAGAUGUGGUUAUUUUCAUGUUUAGUCAAUGAGUUCUGAAACAGGCAGCUGUGAUCUCAAAAUUGCAUAUAGGUUCCUGGGUCCAGGCUAUUAGAUAGUACACACUACACCAUGUGCUUUCAUAUCAAGUACACAAUACCUAAAGCCCAGGAAUUUUUUUUUUAGCUACUAAAGAGAAUUUUUGACAAUGACUGAAACAUGGUGUUUUAGAAAUAAAACCAGAAACUCCAAAUUGCCUUUGGAACUUCUACCGUUUUCAAUUUCCAGCUUCCUGUCGGCUUUCAGCUGUGCUAAAUUUGUUCCCAUGGUAACACUUUGGCUAGCAGUAAAAUUGUGACACUGCUUUUUAGGUUUCUGCACAACAAAGCUCAGCAAGUGCUCCUCAAGUAAAGGUUAGAUUAAAAGUGCAGGGCAUUGCUACAAUUCCCUUGUUCUGGUUUUACAGCAACUGUUAAGGAACACAGACUGGUUACUAUCACAGCUCACAUGGCAAAUCACUGUACAGAAACUAGAACUUAUUGUGGUUUCAACUCCCAGCACCACUAUGUGUAACAAAAUGUGUAACAAAAGUAUCAACUGUAUCUUAGCCAAACCUGUAUUAGCCAAUGCAACAGUAACUCCCCAAUCGACCAUGUUUACAGAUAGUCAUAUAUAAAAUCGAUCCAAGAAAGGGCACAACCCACUUUUGUGUUUUCAGUUUUAUACAGAACCCCCAUCCAGAUUUUUGGGGUGUGGGUUAGUUUCUCUAAGCUUGUUCUGAGCCUAAAGCUCUUCUUUCCCCAGUUGCAUCCCACUGGUUGAUGCCACAGCUGGAAUUGAGUACUAGUCAACAACCUCUGGCCACAGGUCAUUCUCAGAAUGGGAGAAAUAUCUAAAGAGACAAGACCACAGGAGACUCAAUUCAUUUCCUAAAGAAGCCUCCAGGCUCAAUAACAAUUCUUUACGCAUUCUGGGUUUUUUUUAUUGUAAUUAAAAAAUUUAAAAUUCCAAGUAUCUUUUCAUUCACCGAAAUGUAUUUUCUAACAAGCUACAUUUGUAAAAAUAUAUGUGUCCCUUUAUUCAUCAUGAUCCUUCUCCUUUGUGCAAUUAUAUUACAGCCUGAUCUACUGAGAACUAAGGCAGUUCUUGACAGUGUCUCUACUCUAUUUAUACACAGGGACAAUUUUAAGGAAGUUCACUAAAUCCCAUGUAAAUGGUAAAAUAAAAAGCUGCCAGCUGUUUCUUGAAUUUCCCAGGCUGAAAGAGUAUAGGCAGAUGUUACGAGGUUUUCUGAAAAUGAAGAAACUUGCACAAAAUUGCUUUAGCUCAUUUGGUUAUUUUUACAGCUGCAAACUCAUACCACGAGCACUUCCCCAAGUACCAGUAAUUCUUAACAGUUCAAAAAGCAUCUGACCAUAAUAAACUGUUAAAAGAAUCGAAUGUAAUGUGUUUAGGAAAUCUGCUUGCCACUGCUAUUACUAUGUAUUGCUCACAUUACAUCGUGCUCCUGCUUGUAACUACCCAAUCCCUGUUAUUCAGCUUAUGUGGGCAGAUGUAUAUUUUGUGUAUUAGUAAAGAAAAAAUGAUAAUUGAGUUCAUUUUCACAAACCCUAGGUUCUCUUCCUAUCCUGUGCAAGUGAACAUUCAAAAGAAGCAUAGGACCUGAUUCUGCCACAGGAUACAUGUCCCAACUUCCAGGGAAGUCAGUGGGAAUUUAAGGUCACAUCCAUUAGCUCAACUAGCUUUGUAAUCUGUGUCACCCAUCUUCCUAACUAGAAAAGGGGAUUGUCAACUUUCUGUAAGGUUAGCUUGUGAAUGUACUGGGUUCAGUCUCCAUUCACCUUGCACUCAGAAAUUACCAUGCAAGCCCAGCUGGGACUAAAGUAAACAUUGGCAAACAGGUGGUUAUAUUAAUCUUCAUAAAAGGACACAAAAUUACAGCUGCCAACGGUGGGCUUUGAAUUGGAAAUCCAAGAGUAAGAUAUACUUACUAGCUUUUCAUUUUCUGUGUCUGGGCUUUUUAUAGUUUUAAACUUCCAAAAUGUAAGUAUUAAAAUAGUCAUACAGUCAAUUUUAGAUUUCAACUAAGUGGAAUCAAAUUAUAAAUUUUGUUUUUUUAUUAACCGAUUUGUUUAUUUCACUGUACUGUAAAUAUGAGCUAAACAUAAAAGCAAUGAUGCAACUUUCAGGCCAGUAGUUUGGAUUGGAUAUUAAUUGAGUUGGCCUUUUUAUGACUCCAGUUUUGCUAUGCUUAGUAAAUGGCCUUACAGCCAUAUGUGUGCAGCACAACAGUGACACCCAGAGGCCAGGCAAUGUAACCAGAGCUUGUUUUCCUCAGAGUGGCAGUUUGAACGUUGAUCAGACCUCAAUGAAAUUUCACCUUUGCAAAAGUAGGUAUUAUUUGAUACUUAAACAGUUCCUUGUUUAUUUCAAAAUUCUUUGGCAAUCCUUCUGAGCAUUAAUAGCCUCAGACAAUUCAAGCAGAUAUUCUGUAUAUGAAUGCACUCCAUUUCAUUGCAUAGAGUAGUAACUUGUCCCCUUGUAAAGCAUUUAAUGAAGAACCACCAACAAGCCACAACAGUGCAGCACAAGAGGCUUGAUAUUUAUCAAUUGGGGCCUUUUAGGCCUCUUUGCUAGCCUAAGUGGGUUUACUCUGAAAUCAUGGUAAAAACCAAGACUUAUGUUAAGUUUUCUACUUGGGAGUACUGUAGCCAGUUCAAAACCAACAGCUUACUUUAUUAAAAAUUUUACCAUUUUAUAAAAGACAUGUUUAAUUAUGA